CCAAUGGAAACAUCGAACACGUCGCUUGGCUAAGAUCAUUUGGGUUCGUUGGCGAUGUCUCGAUGUAGAUUCGUUUCGAGAGCGGUAGCUAGUCCUAGUUAAGACAAGCGCUCCAGCCCCACAUCCUGACAAUGGGCAUCAUGAUCCGACCUACCGCUACACUUCAUCCGUCAAUCAUCGAUGAACAUCUCGAGUUUUGAUCUCUAACCUAUUCUAUUGGGUUUGGGGGUUUUAUCAGCACUUAUCAUGUCGAUGAAUUGUCCUUCUGCAGCGUACAAACAAUCCGAGGCUCCUUCCAGUUUAUCACUGCAUUUACUACAGGAGCGGUGGGAAAGCAGUCCAAAAGACGAUAGACACAGAUUAGAGCUGUGUUGGGGAUACAACGACUGCGGAGACUGCCAUCGGAGUGAUGGGUUUUGCGGCUGGUGUCCACUCUCACAAACGUGUUUACCACUACCUACAGAUGCAAUAUCUAGGGCUUUUCCGCUGCUAGCUCCGUUGAGAUACAAGUUUAUCUGCGCUACUGGACCGGAAAGGUUUGAGUUGAGAACGAGUGGGCUGGGAUGUCAAGUCUCGACGAUCACCUUCUUGACAUCUAUUGUCACUAUAUUCUGCACUCUGCUCGGCUUAGUAAUACUAUACUGGAUUUUUGAAUUAAUCAGUUACUUGAAUUUUGCGAUGAGGGCAAGAAGAGGAGGUUGGGUGGUUUACGGGAAUGGCAGAGAAGAGGUUUGGAGCAGGAAAGGGGAAAAUUGGCGAAGAUGGUGGAGACGAAUGAGAGGCCAAAUACGCGACGAUGAGACUGAAGAGCUGGACAAUGGGACUUGGGAAAGGAGCUGGAGGUUCUGGAACGGUGCCCCAAAACACCAUCCCAUAAGAUCAAACGGUUCAGAGACACAGCCUCUGCUAUAA
Periconia digitata is the source of this 912-nucleotide messenger RNA. The record is from the annotation of a GenBank genome assembly. NCBI's taxonomy places the organism in Eukaryota, Fungi, Ascomycota, Dothideomycetes, Pleosporales, Periconiaceae.